This is a messenger RNA of Rhinopithecus roxellana (golden snub-nosed monkey), 7004 nucleotides long. It is a transcript of the gene RFTN1, whose product is annotated as raftlin, lipid raft linker 1. NCBI's taxonomy places the organism in Eukaryota, Metazoa, Chordata, Mammalia, Primates, Cercopithecidae. The coding region runs from base 558 to 2048 and encodes 496 amino acids. The transcript has 10 exons. The record is from RefSeq and is a predicted model, not a curated record.
CAGCCCACAACCUUGAUUAGGAGGAGCUGGGAGGGAGGAUCGGUGUGCCCCUGACCCCUGGGUUCUGAGGCUGCCAGGGUCGCUUGCAGCUCGGCCGCGUGGAGGUGACCGUGCGGAACUCCGAGGGGGCGCAGGGAGAGCUGGGCGGGCCCACGGCUCCAGCGGCUGCUGUCAGGGGCCGCGAGGCUUUCCCUGAAGAUGCAGCGCAGCAUAUUUUGCACAUGAGUUCAGAGGAAGAGGAAGUGUAGCCGGCGGACGCGCGGCGGCGGCGGCGGCGGGGGCGCGUCGGGGCUGGAGCCGGAGCGCGCCGGGCGCUGGGCGCAGCGAGCGAGAGCGCGGCGGCCGCGGGCUCCGGGGAGGGACCGACGCACCGAUCGCCGGAGGGACAGACAUAAGAGCACGCGGCGCCGCCACCCCCGCCUCCACCCACCGGCGCCCACGUCCUCCCCGCCUCCUCUGUAUGGCACAAACUUUCCUCCCGGGACGGAACACGCUGUCUCAGGGAGCCCGCGCCCGCGCCCGCGCCUUCUCCUCCGCCGGUCCCAUACGCUGCUGAAAUGGGUUGCGGAUUGAACAAGUUAGAGAAACGUGAUGAAAAACGGCCUGGGAAUAUUUAUUCAACUUUGAAGAGGCCUCAGGUGGAAACCAAGAUAGAUGUGUCCUAUGAAUACCGCUUCCUGGAGUUCACAACUCUGAGUGCCGCGGAGCUCCCUGCGUCUUCAGCGGUGAGGCUGGCCUCCCUGCGUGACCUGCCCGCCCAGCUCCUGGAGCUGUACCAACAGGGCUUCUGUCUGGCAGCCCUGCACCCCUUCGUGCAGCCCACCCAUGAGCGGGAGAAGACGCCCCUGGAGCACAUUUUUAGAGCCAUCCUGAUCAAGAAAACUGACAGAUCUCAGAAAACUGAUCUUCACAAUGAAGGCUACAUCUUGGAAUUAGAUUGCUGUUCCUCCUUAGACCACCUGACAGACCAGAAACUCAUCCCAGAGUUCAUUAAGAAGAUCCAGGAGGCUGCAAGCCAGGGCCUGAAAUUCGUUGGUGUUAUACCUCAGUACCAUUCCCCUGUGAAUUCAGCAGGCAGCAGCGCUCCGGUGUCUACUGCCAACAGCACUGAGGAUGCCAGAGAUGCAAAAACCGCACGUGGGGAUCACGCGUCACUGGAGAAUGAGAAGCCGGGGACUGGGGACAUGUGCGGUGCUCUGGCUGGGGGAAACCAAAGCCCAGAGCCCAGCUCAGGCCCCAGAGGGGAGGUGCCCAUCGCUGAGCAGCCCAGCUCACCCUCCGGAGAGGCAGACAGUGGAGAACUUUCACCACGGGGGGUGAGCAAGACACUGGAUGGACUGGAGAGCGACCCCUUGGAGGUGCAUGAAGAGCCACUCUCAGGGAAAAUGGAGAUCUUCACCCUUUUCAACAAACCGAAAAGCCAUCAGAAGUGCCGGCAAUACUACCCUGUCACCAUUCCUCUCCGUGUCUCCAAGAAUGGCCAGACAGUGAAUGGCUUGGACGCCAACUGGUUAGAGCACAUGAGCGACCACUUCCGGAAAGGAGGCAUGCUGGUGAACGCAGUCUUCUACCUUGGAACGGUGAACGAUUCCUUACAUGGCUUAACAGAUGGAGUAUUCAUCUUUGAAGCUGUUUCCACAGAAGAUAGCAAAAGCAUACAGGGCUAUGAUGCGAUUGUGGUUGAACAAUGGACCGUCCUGGAAGGUGUCGAAGUGCAGACAGACUACGUGCCCCUGCUGAACUCGCUGGCGGCCUAUGGCUGGCAGCUCACCUGUGUGCUACCAACUCCCGUCGUCAAGACUACCAGUGAGGGGAGUGUAUCCACCAAGCAAAUUGUCUUUCUUCAGAGACCGUGUCUACCUCAGAAAAUCAAGAAGAAGGAAUCGAAGAGCCCUGGGAAGGAGCAUCAAGCAAAUGAACAGAUUGGAGCAGCCCCUCACCAGCCAACAACUCCAGGGGGAGCCCACUUGUGGAAGGAGUGCCAAGGCAAUGGUGACUUGAAGCCAGAUGGGCUGGAGUGUGGAGGAAGGUCUUUAUCCAGGCUCUGAAGGUGUAAUGUGACAGGUGAUGGCACAGUGGACCAGAAGGCAACUGCCAGCCCACCAUCAACCACCAGGAGCAGGCAGCCACCAGCUGGAAGAUGGAUUGGCUGCAGAGUGCUGUCAGUUUCAGCUCAGUCACAGGCUCACAGGGACUGCGUGCAUUCAGCAAGUGCGACAUUCAACACGCAGCGCACAUGAGGGCCCCUGUCAGAUGCUGACAGACACCCGCUGCAGCCUUACAGAGGGGAGAUGGUGCCACCUUUGCCUAACAGCUUCCUGAUGGUGGGGCACACAGAUUCCAAAGGAGAGACACGUGGUUGGAUAGUGGUGUGAAGGUCAUGGCAUCACAUGCAGGGGGACAAAUCAGUGGAAACUUGAGUAGGCAGGGAGAUUUUAGAGGUAGAUUUAUAAAAGCUGUUGUAAUAAGGUAGAACUGACUUUCCUCAGGGAGAAUUCAGAGAGGAUGGGACUCACUGUUUUUGCAGUCAGUAAAAACUUCUCAUCCCAAGCAGCUGUACUCAUCUGGGUGGACUGCUUUCUCUUUCCAUGUACCUAAUGAUUUCCUGCCUCAUUCCAAGACUGUAGGUGACUGGUGUGGAGCACUUGUUCUACACAAGACCCUCUGGGUCACCUCACAGAUAGGAGUCCUCCAGAGAGGGGGCUUCACAGCCAGACUCCUUGGAAGAAUCUUCUGCACUGGGUGUCCCCUCCUCACUCCUCAGCUGACAUGGGUCAGCAUCCUGCUCCCACAGGCCUGUGUCCCCUGGUGACCGAGUCACUCCAUCUAGUCCUCAUCAUGCGUGAGCUCUUGCAGCCCUGAUGCUGGGACCACCCCCAAUCCCUGAAGCAGCUUUCUCUUGGUUCUUUCCCACCUCAUUCUCCUGGUUUCCCACUAAGUUCCUCAGGGUUCAGACCCAGCCCCAUUUCUCCCUUCACUCUUGCCUCUUCCUUAGAAAAUCUCUUUUAUCACCUCUGUGCCAGUGACCAUUCCGCCUGCAUUUUCAGCCCUCACUGUGCCCCAAGACUCCAGCUCCAUCCAUGCUGUGGCUCGAGCAAACCUGACUCUUCCCCUCCCCAUACCUGGCCCACCGCCACCCUAUCUAGAGGAAUGGCAUCACCCCUUAGGGGCUGUCCCUGCUGACCCUCCCCUCUCCUUCCCCUAUAUUCAAUCUAUCCUUAAGACCCAUCUGUGUUAGGUCCCAGAGGCUCUGGAAUCCCUCCACUUUUCUCUACCAUCACUCGCCUCAGCUAUUGCAGUCUCCUAAUAACAGAUCUCCCCUUCAAAUAGGUUCUCUAUUCAGAGCCCAAGUGAUCUGUUAAAAAGGCAACUUGAAUCCUGUCAUCCCACUGCUCAAAGGAGUUCUAGUUUUGUAUGACUCUGAAGACAAAGAUGGAAAUCAGUACUGUGGCCCUCAAGGCCCCAAGGGAUCUGGCCCCUCUUACCUCCUCUGCCAGCCUCCCAUUCUCUGUGGCCUCCAGCUCUUCUGUGUCCCCUCUACCAGGGACACUCUCCUCCUUUCUAGCUCUACUCAAGCAUCCUUUUCUCAGGAUAGUGCUGUCUCCUUUUAUACCAAACCAGACUCCUUUGUACUACACUGGAAAAGAACCACGUUCUUCUCCUUCAGAGCUCUCCUCUGGGCUUUUAGUUAUUUGUGAUCAUUAUUUUAUCCUUUCCAGACAGAGUCAGACAUAAUCUCCACAAGAGCAAAGACCUUUUUCCUGUUGAGACCUUUUAAUUGGUGCUCAACAGAUACUUGUUGAAUCAGUGAAUGAGUAAUCAACUUCUGAGCGAGGACAUACGUAGUAUGUCCAGCAUUACAACUUAAGAAAUUACAAGACUGGCACAACAAGGAUGUGGCAUAUUUAGUCCUCUUUCAAUCAGCAACAUGGACAGAAUAUUCUAAUCAAGACUUUUCAGCACUGGAAAGAAACCUCUGUGUACGUGUGUGUGAUUUUCAAGGCAAAUAUUAAACUCCUUCAAAGGGAGUAGGUGAUUUCUACGAUUCAGGGGAAGACUUCCUUCCAGCUCAGCUACUUGAAGUGGGCACAUAAUGGGCAGUUUUUAAAAUAUGCAAAUUAAAUCCAUUGGCUCCUGCUGACAUGGAACUCUGGACACACACUGCUGUAAAGUGAAGGGUUUCUUUUUUUCUUUUAGACAGUUAUUUCUGAAUUGGGCAGCUGAUUGGAUUUGGUGACACAUCCAACUGCCACAGAUGCUCUGGCUUGGGAAGGCCAACUCGGUGCAGCCUGUUUUAUCUGCGGCUUGCUGGUUAAGCUCAGAGACUCCCCUGGUCCUGCUCAAAACAUGGAGUCCAUUCCCCAGGCUGGACUGCCUGCCUUUAAGUGGUGUGGAUGUUAGACCUCACCUCAGAGGCUCAACUGAAAUCUGGCACACUCCAGGCCUCCUCUUGCUUUCUGAGACGUCUCCUUUUUGAAUUGCUGGGAUCUGAAACAGUUUUUGCUGUUUGUUUUCUACCGUUUGUGUUCUCGUUUUGUAUUGUAUCAAGAGAUCAACAAGAUGUGAUCUUCUACAGGAAACUGGAUAUGGCCAGGCAUCCAGAGGAAACUAUGGAAGCUCUGUUGUUUAUUUAGCAAGAGCAGUCCCUGAGAGAGUAUCUGGGCUCCUAUUACAUGGAAGGUCGAGCACGUGGUGGAACUGUCCUCAGUAGUACACUGCACAACAGCAGAGGGCGCUACUUACAUGAAAUACAAUAUGAAUGGGGCCCUGGAGGUGUGCACCGCAGCCCUGGAGGCAGAGACAACCAUUUUAGAGAUCAGUAACUUGAAACUCUAAUUCAUAACCUGCCUAAGGACUGAGAGCUAACAAGUGCCAGCACUAGGAUUUGAACCUAUACAAGAAUGCUUUGACAUUUUAGCACUUAAGGCCUCUUAGCCAAAACAAUCACCACUUUUUUGGCAACAGUAAAACUUCCUUUGACUUCCCUGAGAGCCGACUGCCUGUCGGAGUACUGUAUUACACAGGUAGGCUUCACUGGUCUUUUUCUAAAGACAUGUAAAAUGAUAUAAAAUGUGAAGCGGCUCUGACUGUUUUGGAACAUCCAUUAAAAAAAAAAGAGAGAGACUCUUACAUUUGAGCUGGAAUAACAACAGCAGCUGCCUAGCACGGGGCAGCAGUUAUGAACCAUAACACGGUGCCCGGAAACUAUGGAGGCUUGGUGGAGGUAGCCACGGUCAUGCUGAGGGCUAAAAUCGGUGGCCUCCUCUGGUGGGUUUGGAGCCUUGAGAUGCCUGCCCGGCAGGCAUGGAUGAAGGAGGAGGUGGGUCUGAGACACUGCUUACCCUACAGAGCAAUUCCAUUAUUGGGAUCCUCACAGUUUGGGUGGAAGAAGCUCCACCCAUCUGCUAGGGGAAGUCAGCAGCUAUAGUAUGAGACAUUUCAAAAGAGGUCAAAGGAGAAACCCAUCCAACAUUGUAAGGGAACUCAUUUGGGGAUUUUGGGGGGUAUGGGGUGUGGGAAAGGACCAGAUAAAUGUUAAAUCCUAACCUCAACAUGUAUUUCACUCAUGUUCCUCUAUUUUAAUGGAACAUUCCAUUACCAUUCUUAUCUAAAAGGUGCUAAAUCCAAGAAUCCUAAAAUGUAUUAAAUCUCAGAAUUCUGUAUUUAGGCAAAUGUUUUAUCUGAGGAAAUAGAUCUCUACUGUGGAAAACUACAAAAAUGGCAGAUUUUUAAACAUUUACAUAGCACAUUUUUGGUUUUUCCUAGCAAAGCACUCAGAAUGAUUUACAACAUGGUAAAGCCUUAAGAAAUCAUUUCCCACUGAUGGUGCAACUGCAUUCCUGGGCUCCCUUCUCGAGCCCAGCAAGAAAUCAUAGGAACACAGAGCUCCCUUUUUCUUUCAAUUAUAUAAUAUCUAAGAUUUAAGUGCCUAUUUGGUGAAACCAACACGAUGCAGCUGAAGCACACGGCAGUGGCCAUGGUGGGAAGUGAAAACGAAAACCUUGUGUGCACUCUAGGCCACCGAGAUGAGAAAUUCAGAUUGAGAAACCUGGCCAGUCCGUGGCGGAGCUGGGGCUUUCUCUCGGGUGGUCUUGCUCCAGAGAUUUGGUGAGACCCUGGUUGUUGCCCAACUCUAUUACUGGCUGUGUGACCUUGGGACUCCGAGCCUCUGACCUCCCUGUCACACCGGGAAAUGCUUGGUUGCAGGCUGGGCCCCCUGGGAAGCGGCCUCUGAGAUUUGGGGGAAAGAAGUUUUUAGAGGGAGUUACUUUAGGAACACUUGUCGGUACAGGAGCGGGCAGAGGGAGAAUUUGGGCUGUGAUGCAGUCACAUUCCCCCAGGUUGGCUUGGAGCUGGGAUGGCGUUUGCGUUGUCCCAAAUUGGGAUCAGGAAAUGAGUUGUUGUAUCCCACCUGGGGCAGUCACUGGUUGUAGGUUGCCCUGGUGUGACCUUCUGUGAGGUGGUGGUCAGCGAAGGGCUAUCGGGCUAGCUGGGGAGUGGGCCCGCCAGUCCUGUAGGGGGAUCUGAGCUGUACAGCACAGUGUCCGCCCCAUGUUCUGGGCCCUGCCUUACUCAGGUGACCUAGCGAGAGAAUGCCAGCCCCAUGGCUGGUAAUCCUCAGCCUGCUCAGAAUGGAAAUGAGUGGCUGCAGCUCUGGUUCUCAUUGGGGGCAGACCUCACAUCUCCUCUCCAUCCUGGCCCUCCAAAUGAUAGGACUUCAGGAGCCCUUUCCUAUGUGGGCCUUUGGUAUAGAGCCAGUCAAAAGAAAUACUCCUCUGCCCCCAUAGAACCUGAAAUCUACAUCUAAAGUACACAUCCUGGAAGGCAUGGUGGAGGCUCUGGGGGUGGGUGUGAUGUGAUUGGGUGCGAUUCAAGUUUGGUGCCUGUACUGCUUGGCUGGAGGAUGCUGGGAAUUUUAUGUCUCACUCAGACAUGGUGUGGGUAUGAAUGCAAACAAGGCUUCGGGUGAAGCUCUGGGUUCCCAGAGGCUUGUUAUUUAUCCC